AUGAUUGAUCAAUCAGUCCUCAAAAGGGACUCUGCUGUCGUCCUGGCAGUUGUAAUAUUCGUGGUGUUGUAUGUGACAUCCGAUGUAUGUUGUAGUGGUUAUGGUUCAAUCGAUCGAUCAACCAAUCAAUCAACAGAGAAAGUAAAAGAAAGAGAAAGAAAGAAAGAUAGGACAAUGAGAAUUAUAAAACCAUCUUGGGUAAAUCAUAAUGGGUUUCCAAUUCUAUCGAUUGAUGUACACCCAGAUGGUAGUAGAUUUGCAACAGGAGGAGGAGACAAUAAGGUAAAGAUAUGGAGUGUGGCACCGAUCGUUGUCAAAGAAGCAGAAGACGAUGAGAAGAUUCCUAAACUACUUAAAGACUUGGACAGCCAUUACAACCCGGUCAAUAGUGUCAAUUGGAGUCACGAUGGAAAGUACUUGGCGUCGGGAGGCGACGAUCGUCUCGUGAUUAUUUGGGGUAUGAGCAAGUUUGGCGGUUUGAUCCCUGCCAAAGCAUCGUCGAGUCAAUCGGUAGCAUCUUCGAAUCCAUUGGACCCCAAGUCGGUCGAGAAUUGGAUAUCAGUAGCUACAUUGCGUGGACACGACGCAGACAUUAGCGGCGUGGCAUUUUCACAAGACAGCAAGUUAUUGGCGUCGUGCUCGAUCGACGGUGCCAUCAUCAUUUGGGACUGUACCAAAGAAUUCAAACAAAUCACUCAACUCAAAGGACACAAUGGAUUCGUCAAAGGUAUAUGUUGGGAUCCCAUAGGCAGAUACCUAGCAUCUCAAUCAGACGACAAAACCGUCAUUGUCUGGAGAACAACAGAUUGGCAAAUUGAAACAAGAUACAAUCAAAAUUUAGAAAAUCCUGGUUCAUUCUUUCUUCGUCCAAGUUGGUCACCAGAUGGAGAAUCAUUAUGUUUGACAGCAUCGAUUAAUAAUAUGGCACAUACGGCGACUAUAUUGGACCGAUCAAAUAAAUGGAAGACGGGUAUUGAUUUUGUGGGUCACCAAAAGGCUGUGAUUGUAGCGAGUUACAGUCCGGUCAUUUACAAGGACACCAAGAGCAAGAAACAGGGGUUCUACAAUGCAGUGGUACUCGGCGACCAAGACAACACCAUCACUGUGUGGAUUACACCACAUGCACGUCCAUUAACUGUUAUUCGCCAGAUGUUUGCACAGUCGAUCCAAGAUGUAACCUGGUGUCCCGAUGGUAUGUCCUUUUUUACGUGUUCGACCGAGGGCACAGUCUGCUUCACUUCAUUCACGGCCGAAGAGUUUGGUGAGCGUGUUCCUCUCUCGAUUGACGACAAAACAACACUGAUGCGAAGAAACUAUGGCGAGGCUGUCAAAGUCAUGUCUGACGGUACCGUCGUCGUAAUGGACUAUGGUAGUAGAGGUGGUGGCGGUGGGGGACCAGACAUUGGCAUCUCAUCGUCCAUGUUUGCAGAGAACCCUGAUCAACUCACUAUGGAGGAUAUCAAUACUACAUUGGGUGGUGACUCUAAUAAUGGUGGUGGUGACUCGACUAGUACUGACGCAUCACAAACAUUUGCACCACAAAUAGAGAUCCAACCAACCGAAGUUGCAUUACAACAACAAAAACAAACUAUUGUCAAUGGACGUCGAAGAAUCACCCCUCUCAACCUUGGUGGUGCGAGUAUUGGUACACAGUCAAUCACCAAACCACAGCCCGUAUCACUCCCCUCUCAUUUACAAUCAUCACUUUCGAAUUUAGGGUCACCCUUGAUGUCCUCUUCUUCCAUCCCUCCAUUGGAUAACGACGCAAUGAAUAUCGAUAAACAACAACAACCGACCUCUAAUGGAGAUCAUAGUAGUAGUCGUGGAAAUAGUAGUAGCUCAACACCUAAUGUACCUACUUCUUUGACGGAUCGAAUGCUUACCCCUGACAAACAAAAAACCACCACUCCAUCACCCUCAUCAAAAGAAAAGGAAAAAGAAAGAGACGAUAGAAGGGAACGUGACCGCGAAAGGGAAAGGGAAAGAGAAAAAAGAAAGGAUCGAGAAAACAUUGCAACCACCAUUCCAGAGAUGGAAAAGAUAUUAUCUAAACGAAGAACUACUGAUGAUCCACAUCAACAUCAACAACAUCAUCAUCAUCACUCAAGUAGUAAUAGUAGUAGUACUAAAAAACAGAAAUCAUCAUCUUCUUCAUCUUCAACGUCAUCAUCAACUACAUCAAAAUCAUCAAAUCAACAAUCAUCGAAUAAUAAUAAUAAUAAUAAUAAUAACGUAUCAACAGCUCAAGAUAAAUCAUCAUCAUCACAAAAUUCUCAUCAUCAUCAAGCUGCAUUAAAUCAACAUUCAUCAUCCUCUUCAUUUUUGUAUAUACCUCUACCACAAACCACCAAUCACAUCAUGAAGCAUCUUACACCAAUGUCUACCGAUUCAAAUGCUUCAUCAUCACUUGCAAACACUCCACCAUUGAUGUCUACAACUACCAACACAUCGUCCUCUUCCUCUUCCUCGUCAUCAUCGUCAUCUUCUAAUAUUUAUUUAGAUGUUGUAGUUAGUGAACAUGAACUUCCAGACAAAACCAUUGAAUACUUUUCAACCAUUCGAUCAAUCAGCAAUGCCUCUUUGGUAUGGGAAAACAAGAUCAAUGGAAAGGUUUCUCUUGUAACAGGAAACAAAAAUUGGAGUGCUGUUGCUACAUUGGAACCUAUUCUUUAUGUUUUUAAUCAUAUUGGUAAAUUUAUAUUGGCAAAUAUUAGUUUAAGAAAUAAUUUAGCAUUUUUAGAAAGUAACAAAUCUGAUCAUUUAUUAUUUGUUACUUGUGAUGGUCGUGUUAGUGUUUGGAAUAUUCCAAAAGAAAAAUUGGAAUUAUCAUACACUGAAUUACCUCUUAUCAUUAGAAAGGAAAAACAAACAACUAUUAAACAUGCAUUUAUAACAGAUGAAGGUAAACCAAUUAUAACAUCAUCAAAAGGAGAUAGUUUUGUAUACUCUUUUAGUUUUGGGGAAUGGAUUAAAAUUACCGAUAGAUUAGGUUCGCUUUCGGAAUUUAAUAAUACAACCACUACUGCAUCACUUUCAACCACGUCUUCUUUGUCAUCGUCGGCCGCAUCAUCAGCAGCCGCACAAUCAACAGGUAUUUUGUCGAGACUACAAAAACAAACGACACCAAUGACCAUGACAUCGAUACUGCAACUACACAACACCGAACAAUCCAACCAACCACAAAACAAUACUGCCUUUUUAGAGAAACAGUUGUUGUUGGCAACGAUACUCGAGAGUCCCAAAGAAUACAAACACUGGCUCGGGCUCUACUCCAAGUCGCUCACCAACAGCGAAAACAUUGUCAAACUACAAGACCUUUGUAACAGUCUACUCGGUCCAUCUGCCAACCCUGGCCCCGAAUCAAACUGGCAGCCCCAAAUCAUGGGACUCUCCAAACGAGACCUUCUCAGAGAAGUGGUCCUUCAAACAAUGUCUACCAACAGAUCCCUUCAACGUUUAGUUGGUCAAUUUAAAGAAUCACUUAAAGUAUUUUCUGAAUCUAGAGAUACAUUUGAUUUAUUAUUUAAUAUUAGAUAA
Messenger RNA from Cavenderia fasciculata, 3537 nucleotides. RefSeq names its product WD40 repeat-containing protein (gene hira). The coding region runs from base 1 to 3537 and encodes 1178 amino acids. Lineage: Eukaryota; Evosea; Eumycetozoa; Acytosteliales; Cavenderiaceae. Gene Ontology annotation, cellular component: HIR complex; nucleus. Gene Ontology annotation, biological process: chromatin remodeling; DNA-templated transcription; regulation of DNA-templated transcription. Gene Ontology annotation, molecular function: nucleosome binding; protein binding. The record is from RefSeq and is a predicted model, not a curated record. The transcript has 7 exons.